ACGGGUGUAGAGCUACAAUUAAAUAUGUUCCUGCUGACCGGUGGUAUACACAAAGCUGCGGCUGUGAGCUAUGAGAGCAUUUCAGCAGAUUUUUAAAGGGGGAUCUUGUUUCCACAUGGCCUUAUUUCGCUGUCACAGCAGUCUGUCAUGUGUUUUUGGUAGGAUGAAAUGCUGCGAACUGGGUUGUCGCCUCAUGUUAUUAAUCGUCAGGGUAAUGCAGGGAAGCAGUGAUAAGAGAGCUCAAUUCUGCCCAAACCUGCUCUCGCCAUGUUAAUCGUUAACAUCUGCGUCAGUUUUGAGGUCUUUAACCUCAUCUGUGAGGCAACAGAUGGACUCAAAUGCAAACAUUUUUGGCUUUGACACUAUAUCGAGUGUGGAAUCAAUGUGCACAAAGAACCAGAAGUCCACAUCCAUAUGACAUCUCCAACACUGAAUUCAAAUGUGUUGAGUUUAAACCAGUCUCUCUUUAAGCUAAACAGAAAAAGAAGGCAUAAUAUCAUCCAGACAAAUCCUGAAGCGUCUCGACAGAUAGUGAUUAGUGGGACAAAUCACUUUGACAACAUUUUUACCGGGACACGGAUUUACAACAUGCUGUAACUGGGACAUCACGGUGCUAGAGGCUCCAGUGUCACCAUGAAGGGCCCCAGCUCCAGAUGGGCCUUCUCCCUGGGCUUCUUGGUGGGGGCCUGCAGCAUCUAUUUCUUCCUGCGCCAGGUGUGGUAUGAGAGGAGCUACCCGGUGCUGUCAGAGGCUCAGGAGAAAGCCACAGUGGUGGGAGAGAGGCCAACCAGCUGGAGGAAGGAAGGUGCUGCUCUCAUCAACCUGCUCCACCCUCACCAUGCAGAUGAAGACAGCCGGGUGGCAGAUACGUUGUACCAGAAGGUCCGCGUUCUCUGCUGGGUGAUGACAGGGCCGUAUAACCUGCAGAGCAGGGCCCGCCAUGUCAGGGCCACCUGGAGUCGGCACUGCAAUGUGGUGGUAUUCAUGAGCUCUGUGGAGGACCCAGACUUCCCCACUGUGGGCCUGGGCACUAAGGAGGGACGUGACCAGCUCUACUGGAAGACCAUUCGAGCCUUCCAUUAUGUCUAUGAGCACCACGCGAAUGAAGCAGACUGGUUCUUAAAAGCAGACGAUGAUACCUAUGUGGUGGUGGACAACCUUCGCUGGAUUCUGUCCAACCACACCCCUGAUGAACCCAUCUACUUUGGCAAACGCUUCAAGCCUUAUACCAAGCAAGGCUACAUGAGUGGAGGGGCAGGCUAUGUGCUUAGCAAAGAAGCCCUCAAGAGAUUUGUGGAAGGUUUUCGGACCAAGGUUUGCACACACACCACCCCUGUAGAAGAUCUAGCACUGGGGCAGUGUUUGGAGAAGAUGGGCGUCCUGGCUGGGGACUCCAGAGAUACUUUGCAUCGAGAAACUUUUCACCCGUUUGUGCCAGAGCACCAUCUAACUGGCAAGUUCUCCAAGAGCUUCUGGUACUGGAGCUACUGUUACUACCCAAUUGUUGAGGGUCCACAGUGCUGCUCUGACCUGGCAGUAUCGUUCCAUUAUGUGGAAGCAGAGCUGAUGUACACACUGGAGUAUUACACCUAUCACCUGAGAGCGCACGGUUACAGGCCACGCUACCAGCCCUCCGUACGCCUCGGUGUGAGCCCCGGCUCACUCUCACAUACAGCCGUGAUGGUUGGACUCAAAGGAGUUCAAGGAGUGACAGACGGAAGAAGUCACGUAACUGCAGCCUUCUCUGUUAGUAUAAACCAAACCAAAGCAGAGACAGAGAAAGAGGAAAAAGAUCAUUUGAACUCACGCCUCACUGAGAACAGGACUGCAGCCACACAACACUGACUCUGUGAUUCUGCUGUGGCUGAAUGUUUUAACUGAGACGUGUCUGAUUGAAUCUACAUCAAGAACAGUUAGGGCCAUUUUCACUCAAUUAAUUGGUGAUAGGAGCUGUAGUAUGAUGUAUAUGCCAGAGAAUUGCUUCGCCCAAUGCCGUAUGGAUAACUAGUGUUUUUCUCUGACAGGGCUUCCUUGAUCCUAUCACAGUAUAUUCCAGUCAGUAUGACACUGUAAUUGCAAGCAGUGAGUGGUUAAAAUUGGAAUAUGAUUCAGUGGCAGCUCCGGGUGGCUUUGCUAUAUUUGAACAAGAUAAACACUUGGUUUAGUUUCAUUACAUUUUGACAUCAUCCUUAUGUGCAUUUAUAGAUUUAUGAUGUCACGCAGUCCCAGAAGUGAGCUUGGAGUGAUGCAAGAAGAGUAUCCGAUCUGAGCCAAUAAUACAGGAACAGUUGUAUUCAAAGGUUUUUAUCACACUGUAUUCAUAAUCUUUCCUUGAAAUAUAGAGCAGCAACAAACAGACGUGUCUGUAACAACUUCUCAGUGUUUUGCCUCUUUUUUUGUGGCCACAGUUUUAUUAUUUAAUGUUUUUCUGGGCUUUUCUGAAACAACAUGCAAAGAUGUCUGUACAAAUGUUUAAGCGUUUGUUUCUCUUUCUACAUUUUGUCUUAACAUUUUAAUUUAAUUUUUAAAUCCUCUGCAGUGCAGUAUUUAUUGCAGACUAAAUCCUCAGCCAGCAGCGAUGCAGUGUUUGUUUCAGCAAGAAACUGUUUUGUGAAAAAUGUAUUUUCUUUUUAUCUUUUGACUGAUAUGAGAUGCUCUGAUGUAGAGGCGCAUACUUGAAACCCCUUGUGUGCUUCUGUUUGAGAACACUGUAGCUUCGGGUGAACACAGUAUUAUAGUAAACUCAAAUUAAUCCCUCUUGUGAAGUAAUUUUAUACAACCCAACAGUAAACAUUGUAGCAGGUGUGAUUGAACAUUACUGUGUGCACUAGAGCUGAGCUCCAAGAAUCACUCAUAAACAGCUGCAGAAAAAUGCACCAACAUUU
This is a messenger RNA of Thunnus maccoyii (southern bluefin tuna), 2885 nucleotides long. It is a transcript of the gene c1galt1la, whose product is annotated as core 1 synthase, glycoprotein-N-acetylgalactosamine 3-beta-galactosyltransferase, 1a. Gene Ontology annotation, cellular component: membrane. The record is from RefSeq and is a predicted model, not a curated record. Gene Ontology annotation, molecular function: N-acetylgalactosaminide beta-1,3-galactosyltransferase activity. The transcript is spliced from 4 exons. Bases 634 to 1845 code for a protein of 403 amino acids. Lineage: Eukaryota; Metazoa; Chordata; Actinopteri; Scombriformes; Scombridae.